CGACCCAGUACAAUCGCGCUGGCCGCUGGCGAGCCCACUUCCUCUUCGUUACGAAUCGUAAGCACUCCGCGCUCGCUCCGGACGACACGGCGGCCGGCGUCGCUAACCGCCGCUCUCGGCCGCACCGCAUGCCAGCCCCCGCCACCGUCGCCUCCUUCAACGCCCUCAUUGCCUCGCACGCGCGCUCCGGCCGCCCCUCGCAGGCGCUCCGCACCUUCCACGACAUGCUCGCGCGAGGCUUCCCGCCGGACCACUUCACACUGCCCCCCGUCCUCCGCUCAUGCGCGCUCACCGGCUCCGCGGCCCUCGCCGCCUCCGCCCACGCGCUCUCCGUCAAGCUAGGCGCCCAGGGAAACCUCUUCGUGGCGUCCGCGCUGGUGCAGUGCUACGCGGGCAUGUCGAACCUCUCCCACGCGCGGAGGCUGUUCGACGGAAUGCGCGAAAGGGACGCCGUCCUGUGGACAUCCAUGCUCUCCGCUUACUCCCAGGGUGGGCAGCCAGAGGAGGCGAUGCGGUUCUUCGAGGGGAUGGUGGUGGCCGAGGUGCAGCUAGAUGCGGUGGUCAUGGUCAGCCUUCUUCUCGCGUGCGGGCAGCUCGGCUGGCGGCGCCACGGGAGAAGCGUGCACGCGUGCUGCGUCCGGAGGUUCCUGGGGAUUCCUCUCUCCCUAGGAAACGCCCUCGUGGACAUGUACGUCAAGUGCGGGGAGCUUGCCUAUGCCGAACGGUUGUUCUCCGUGAUGCCCAGGCGGGAUGUUAUCUCGUGGAGCGCGCUGAUCGUGGGUCAUGGUUUAAACGGGAGCUCAGAUGUUGCUCUCAGGAUUUUCGAUGAGAUGGUGGCAAAAGGAGUGGAACAGAACUCGGUCACCUUCCUCGGAGCCCUGUCAGCCUGUGCGCAUUCGGGCAUGGUGGAGAAAGCGUAUGCUAUACUUGAGCAGAUGAAACGGAAGGGCAUCAAGCCUGAGCUGAAGCAUUACUCUUGUGUGGCUGAUGCGUUAGGGAGGGCUGGCCGUGUCACUGAGGCCGUCAAUCUGAUAGAGGAAAUGCCUUGCCAGCCAGACGAGGCCAUGCUUGGUGGCAUACUGGCGGCUUGCCGAGUCCAUGGUGAAGUGGAUGCCGCCGAACGGAUUUCGAAGAGGCUGAUGGCCAUGUCUCCUGCAAAGAGUGGCUACUACAUGAGCCUGGCAAACGUGUAUUCUGACGCUGGAAGGUAUGUUGAUGCGGAGAGAAUAAGAGGCUUCAUGAAGGAAGUCAAAGUCGACAAGCUUCCUGGAUACUCUGUCUCGGAAUCAAAUAACUAGCUCCAUAUAGUAGGCAACGGAUUUUGAAGCAGUUUGGCGAGUCUGGUGACAUACACCCAGUUCAGUAUAUGCUUUGACAAAAGAUAUAUAGUCACCUGGUGGAAGGGAAGGAUAAAUGAGAUGACUCAAUAAGAUGUUUGUUGUCGAUUAUAAUACUUUAAACAUUUGAGUGGCUGAGUUGGUGCUGUCAAAGUGCAAGUGACAAAUAUAUAAAUUACAAACAUUUGAGUUGCCGAAUUGAUGCCACUAAUCUGUCAAGUGCCAAGAAGUUUGGGGAAUCAGCUUCUUUGAACCGAAGAGGACAAGAUUGAACAGGUUGAUGAAACAUACAUAUAUUGGGACCACACUGUUCUCCUGCAUGUAUUUGAGAGAGCAAAUAAAGAAAACAGUCAACUCUGUGGCUUUUGCUUGAUCAGUUGCCUAUGGGGUUGAAAUAGCUUUUGACACUGGCAAAAGAAUAUGUCCAGAUAUGUGGACAUCUAACUGGCAAGGUUUAAACUAAGAUCCAUGUUGUACUAACAGAAAAGUUUUUGAGAAGUUUUACCCAUGGUAGUGCUGACUGUGGAGUGCUCACUUAGGUGGUUUGUAACACGUCAGAUGGGGAACUCUUCAAAGGGAAAUGAAGAAAGCCAAGCCUCCAAAUCAAAUUACCUUCUACCUAUAUAUAUGCUUGUGUUCUACAGCUACAGUGUGCACGCUCUGGACCGGCACCAUAGCUGUUGUAGUUUGUAUCAAUUCGGUAGACUGAGUUGAGGUGGAAGUAGGGUGGGACGUCAAGAAAUCCUGGAGAGGGAUUAGGUUAGUUCCUCUGAAGUGGUGCAAAAUUGAGGUACAAUAUUUGCAAAUUUGAUGGGGUUGAGUCUAAUCCUUAGUUCCUUACCUAUCCAAACAGCCUCUGAAGUGGUCAGAGGCACUAGAAGAGUUAAAGCUGGUGAAAGAAGGGGGCGAAGUUCUGAAUAUGGAGAUGAAUGAUAAGAUAUUGGCUGCUAUUCACUUUUAUUGUAUCAGGCUUCAUUGAGCUGGUCUCCUCUUAGUGAAUUUGGUGUUAGCUGCUGGCUACCUCACGCAGUUUUUCGCUGUGCUACUGUAAUUGUUAUGGUUGCCAUUGUAGAGCAACCAACUUUUUGAUAUUUCUCCCAUGGAUUCUGAAAUUGUUGGUACGGCAUAAAAUCUUCCAUGUGGCAGUGUUAGUACCUGUUUGCUUGGUGCUGUGGAAACUGGAAACACAUGAAGUAUCUUAUGAAUUUCGACACUUAAAGGUGAAAGCCCCUGUUGAUAUUGAUUUAAUAACCUAUUCAGGCAGGUGUCAUGCAAGAGAUGGUGAUGGCAGGAGCAGUUAAGCUGCCGGAGGUCAUCUAGAAUGCCUAUGGAAAGUGGAGCAGCAGACCUAGAUCAGCAUGGUGCUUUCAUCUUACGGCUUCAAAACGACCCCUGACAGUAUGUACUAUCUUACUAUCUCUGUUCUCUUUUAACUUCCCAGAAUUUGCUCAGGACUUUGACCGUCAACUGAUUCUAUCUUGAUUGUGCCUCUACAAAAUAUAUCAUUACUACCAUCUGUUAAUAACAAAUUAUCAGCAGGUAUUGGUCAAACUAAUAUUUUGAAAACUUGCAAAGUCAAAACAUAAAAA
This is a messenger RNA of Lolium perenne, 2926 nucleotides long. RefSeq names its product pentatricopeptide repeat-containing protein At4g14170-like. The record is from RefSeq and is a predicted model, not a curated record. Gene Ontology annotation, biological process: RNA modification. Gene Ontology annotation, molecular function: RNA binding; protein binding. Lineage: Eukaryota; Viridiplantae; Streptophyta; Magnoliopsida; Poales; Poaceae.